CAAAUAAAGAUUAUGAUAACUAGAAAUUGUUAAUUAAUAACAAAUCCGAGCGCCUUUUCACAGCUCAAAAUGAGGCUGACCGUCUGCAGCGAAGGUUAACAAUUUGUUUAUGCUUCCAUGAGCUUGUGUUAGCAUAAUAUUCAAGAGCGAUAUAUUAUCAUCCGACAAAAGUGUACCUUUCCCUUUUCAGAGGUGAUAAAAUUGACGUCAUGGCAAACGGCUCAAUCUUGUACCCAUUGCUCGUCGCUUGUCUCCUCGUCAGCUCGUCCUUUCAAUCUUUUCAUCGACACGAUGGAGAUUCGGCGAUGACAUCCUAAACACUGGUUAUGGACAAAUCUUUCCAUGGAUGUGAUUAGAACCUUGAACUGAAAAAAGCUUAUUGCAGCAAUAAGGGCCUAGAGAGGGUUCCCCAGAAUCUUUCUGAGGAUACCGAGGUGCUUGACUUGUCUUAUAACGCUAUCACCAAACUCUUGAACUCCUCGUUUAAAGAAUACCCUCUAAUCAACUCCUUGUACAUUUCUUCUAAUGAUGUAAGAACGAUAGAAUCCGCCGCUUUUUACCCCCUCAAGGGCUUAAUGUACCUGUCUUUAUCCUUUAACUCACGUCUUGCGCUUCCAGCAGCAGGCGUCUUUAUGAAGUCUUUAAAGCUUUCCAUUCUCGAUUUAAGGUCAUCAAACUUGAAGUCGCUCCCCAAUGACACUCUAGAAUGGAGUCCAAAUAUAGAUACUGUAUAUCUGUUCGACAACCGGCUCUCCUUCAUCAAUAUAAGUUCAUGUGGCAUGGCCGACACUGUGAGCAUGCUUGGUAAUCGACUAAAACACCUUACGGUGAGAGAUUUCACCUUUGUGUGCCACACUGAUACUCUAGAUCUGAGACAAAACCAUAUCAAAUCAGUAGACCCUCAAGUGAUCGCAUCACUACAUGUUCGCUCUUUGAUGCUAGGUGGCUGCCCUUUGAGUGAUGAGGUGUUGGCGAACAUCGUCCUCGGAAUCUCAAAAUCAGACAUCGAAGAGCUUACAAUUGAGGCAGGUUCUAUUGGUGAGUUUCCUGUAGGUUUCUUUGAUCCUCUGCGCGAUUCUUCUCUCUCUGUUCUGGACUUAGAAUUCAACAAACUGAAUAGCCUCCAUCCUUUUGUCUUCUCAAACUUGACAAAACUCAGAGAAUUCACUUUCGGUUAUAACAGACACCCCAUAGACGAAAUUCAACCUAACUUUUUCGACGGCAUGAAUGCAUUGAAGGUCCUGACAUUCAACGACAACAAAGUAAGACAAAUAAAUCCUCACAAUCAGGUUUGGACAGUAGACUUGUCGGAGUUUGACUUAUCCGGUAAUCUGUUUACAAACAUUUCUGCAUCUGUAUUUCGUGGUUUAGGAAAUUUAACUUUCUUAGACAUGAGCUACAAUGAACGCCUUUCUGUCUUUGUGCUGACGGCCUUUUCGGGACUUGAAAAUGUUCAAACCAUUGAUUUGGAAUAUAGUCGAUUAACUGUUUUGGAAUUGAACACCCCAAUGUUAAGAUCACUUUUCCUAAACUCUCUUUAUAAAACCGGGCUUCCUCUGCGACCAGGAAAAUCGUUUCAACAUUUAAAAUCCCUUGAUAGUUUAAACAUGAAAGAAUCUUACCUUGGCCAGAGAUACCUAUGGAAUGCAACUACAAACGCGUCUCUUUUCGAUGGAUUAUUGAAUCUUAAGCAUUUGGACUUGAGUUUUAACCCUUUCCUGUGUUUAAGUAGUGAUUUACCACCAGGGAUAUUCCGGCAACUCUCUGUUUUACAAGAAAUUAAUCUAGACUACUGCGAUAUUACAAAUCUACAUCCUCUUGUCUUCUCGGGGUUGGAAUCGCUUCAGAAGUUGAGUUUGAUAGGAAACAACGUCCAGCAUAUUCAUGAUGGUGUAUUGUCGGGGUUGGGUCAAAUAGAAAGUAUCAACUUUGAAGGAAACCGUAUCGCGUACUUGGAGGAGUUAAUGUUCUCAAAUAACUGGAAGCUCACAAAUCUCUCUUUCGCCAACAACAGAUUAACGCGCCUUAAUCAAAGCACUUUCAAGCCGACCGUUUCCUCCCUUUCAUCACUUGAUCUAUCAAUGAACCCAAUUGAUUGUAACUGUGAAAUAAAGUGGCUUAUUGAUUGGUUAAAUGAACCUAUACGCCUGGAAAACUAGGACGCAACUUUCUGUUCGUCAGCAUCUCUGGAGCCUCUUCGUGAGAAACCCCUACUUGAUUUUGAUCCAAAUGAACUCUGUAUAAUAAAGUAUGGUCUUUACUCUCUGAUUCCCCUAGCCUCCAUUAGCUUAAUUAUAAUCAGCGUGUUGCUGUGUCACUUCCGGUGGCAGUUGAGGUACAAAGUCUAUCUCUUGAAACUGGCCGUACUGGGAUUUAAAGAGAUGCGAGACGCUCGAGACCACAAUGACUACGAGUUUGACGUGAAUAUCAUUUUCUACGACGAUGACGAAGAAUGGAUUCGCGAACAGCUUCGACCGGCUCUCGAAGAACGGCUUCCACAGUUUCAGAGGAACAUCUUUGGUGACGAAGACCUUGUGUUGGGUAUGCAUUACUUAGAUUCCGUCGAUUACGUGGUGAGACAUAGUUACAAGACCAUCGUAGUGCUUAGCAGAGCUGCUGUACACGACCGCUGGUUCAUACUCAAGUUCCGUACGGCCAUGGACCACGUGAGUGACACUCUGACUGAAUUCGUAGUCGUGGUUUUCCUCGAAGACAUCACAGAUAAUGAAAUGCCAUUCUUAGCGAAGUUGUACAUCAGUGAUGGCAGACCCUAUAUCCACUGGACUGAGGACGUGAGAGGGCAAGAUUAUUUCUGGGAUGAAUUGACCAAAGAUCUAACCAUUAAUCUAAAAACGAAUGACUUGAUCCCAAACGAGUAGCAGUCAUAUAGGAAUAUAGAGAUACGUGUGAUGGUUAUCAGUAUAUGAAAGUGGUAGUAGUAGUAAAAAUAGUAGUAGUAGUACUGUAG
This is a messenger RNA of Strongylocentrotus purpuratus (purple sea urchin), 2968 nucleotides long. Its product is annotated as toll-like receptor 3. The record is from RefSeq and is a predicted model, not a curated record. Gene Ontology annotation, molecular function: protein binding. Lineage: Eukaryota; Metazoa; Echinodermata; Echinoidea; Camarodonta; Strongylocentrotidae. The coding region runs from base 576 to 2159 and encodes 527 amino acids. The transcript has a single exon.